AUGGCGCCAGUAAUAUGGGGGCUCGACUUAAAAGACAUCCAUUGGAGGAAGUUUGGGAGCGACUAUAUGUGGAAGAAUAAAGACUACCACAUGAGACGGACCAAGUUUGUGAUCUAUCAGCUUGCUAUGAUAUGCAUGGUUGUAUCCGAAUCAAUAGGCACCGCUGCCUUGACGGACUAUGUGAAGCAACAGUCUAGGAUUGAGAGCUUACACUCCUCGGCGUCUGUGCACAACGACGACUUCGUCGGCGUUGCUUCAUACAAUAUCUUCUGUGGUGUGGCGGUCGCCACCGUCUUUGGGGCUGCGUUUUUCUUCGAUCUCUUCUUCCCAGAGCGCUUCGAACCAAGGAACAUUCGAUGGUCAUGGAGGCUCAGUGCAGUUUUCGUGACGUUGUGUACGAUUGGUGAUGCAUUGGCAUUCACAGUCGUUGUGGCAACCGGCAAGUCCUGGAUUUCGGCCGACACCGAGGACCAAGAACAGAUUGCUCAAGAAAAGAUCAAUCCGCCGUUGGUCUAUCGACACAACGGUAGAGCCAUUGCCGCGACGGUAUUCUUGUGGCUCGGCUUGUGUGCAACGGUGGCUAGCUGUAUCAUCUUGUGGCUCUACUACCAGCAUCACGACACCUAUGGACCAAAAUCCCACACUGCCCGCAUGCGGGAUGAGGUUGACAAGACCAUUUUGAUCAACGAGCGAGCCCGAACUGGCAUGAGCUCGCGAGAGCAGAUGGCGGAGCAGAUGGCUUUUCAAUCAAUGUAA
Messenger RNA from Fonsecaea multimorphosa CBS 102226, 756 nucleotides. RefSeq lists its product as uncharacterized. Bases 1 to 756 code for a protein of 251 amino acids. The record is from RefSeq and is a predicted model, not a curated record. The transcript is spliced from 3 exons. Lineage: Eukaryota; Fungi; Ascomycota; Eurotiomycetes; Chaetothyriales; Herpotrichiellaceae.